Nothobranchius furzeri (turquoise killifish) is the source of this 3863-nucleotide messenger RNA. It is a transcript of the gene pth1r, whose product is annotated as parathyroid hormone 1 receptor. Gene Ontology annotation, biological process: cell surface receptor signaling pathway; adenylate cyclase-activating G protein-coupled receptor signaling pathway; intracellular calcium ion homeostasis. The record is from RefSeq and is a predicted model, not a curated record. NCBI's taxonomy places the organism in Eukaryota, Metazoa, Chordata, Actinopteri, Cyprinodontiformes, Nothobranchiidae. Gene Ontology annotation, molecular function: peptide hormone binding; G protein-coupled peptide receptor activity; parathyroid hormone receptor activity. Gene Ontology annotation, cellular component: plasma membrane.
UCACACACACCCACCCUCCCUUUUCCAUCCACAUACUCACUACUGAACACGACCUGCCGCUUGCCACAUCUGGAGACGCUUCCCAGCGCAAGAAACAUCAACUUUUUAUUACGCAGCGCACACAAACGCUCAGGCGACCUAUCAGUGCGUCAGGGCGAACGCUGUCUUUCUCUUGAUAGUAAGUAGAGAUCCUUGAGUAAAAGUCGGCGUUUUCUCUCUCCUCCUCCUCCUUAUGGCUUUUUUGGGUAUAUUUUUCCAUCACCAUUGGUAAACAGAGCCCGUUUUGCGCUUUGAUACAUCUAGACAUGUUGGCGCGUCACGCGUAAUUAAAAUUUUUGGACGAAUUCUGUAAAUAGCACGUGAUUUUGUUUAUUGUAAGCAACGGAAAGCAAAGUUAGGACGUAAAUUUAAUCGAAUGGGUCACAGAUAAGUGCUUUUUUGAGUAGGUAUGUCAUAAAAUUGUUAAUGUUUGCAUUUAAAUGCAAAAAGUGAAGUCUGUCUGAGAUCCUGGCGUCCGCAGCGCGUUGAUGGUGACAUGAGUCAGAGAGGAAUGAAGUUGUGAAAUUCAGCAACCACCGGUGAUGGACUCAGCCUUAUAGCCGCUCUUGUUUUAUUUAUUUAGUUUUAUUUUUAGGGAAUCCAGGUCUGAUUUUUUUAAAGAGAGACUGUAAGAACCCCAAAAGUGCACACAGCUCCAUACUGAAGUGUUUAAGUUAGUCUGCGGGGAAAUAAAAAAAAAGACCUAAAAAUACAGCGUUGGUUUCUUCCCUACAAAGAAUCAUUUGAACUUCCCACCGCAGAGGGAGCGAGCGACAUAAAUAGUUCUGACAUGUGGAUGUAAUUUCAGAGGAGAGAAAAAGAGACAGAUGCAGAGAAAUCAAGCGAGCGGGCUGAACCGGACUACAUUAUAGGAAAUGAAAUAGGAGAUUUACUCAGUUAUGAUUUCACAAGCAGUCAGAAGCAGCCAGAGGCCAGAUGGAGUAAAACGACGCUCCACUUUGAAGAGAGUUAAGUAGAUUAAAUCGCUGCUUUUGAGCUUCAUCUUUUCCAUCGGUGAGGAGGAGGAGGAAUCUUGGAGGUGCCUCGGGUCCGGGAUGGCAUCCUCUCUGAUGCUCCAUCAUCUGGACUUUCUCCUCAUCGCGCUCUUCGGCAGUCUAUGCCUGGUUUGUGCAGAUGAUGUUCUGACAAAAGAGGAGCAAAUAGGCCUGCUGUUCAUGGCGAAACAAAAAUGCGAGCGGAACAUAAAGCUAAAGGCCAGAAUUCCAGGUGGUUUCUGCCCACCAGAAUGGGAUGGCAUUGUUUGCUGGCCUGAAGGAGCUCCUGGAAAGCGUGUAUCCACGUCUUGUCCUGAGUACAUCUAUGACUUCAACCAUAAAGGACUGGCAUACCGGCGAUGUGACAACAAUGGAACGUGGGAGCUGGCCUCAAUCAACAAGACAUGGGCCAAUUAUAACGAGUGUACAAAAUUCCUUUACCAUUACAACUAUAGCCAUGAAAAGGAGGUCUUUCACCGUUUGUAUCUCAUCUACACAGUCGGGUACUCCAUCUCUUUGGGAUCCCUCAUGGUGGCUGUCGUUAUCUUGGGUUAUUUUCGACGGCUGCACUGCACCAGAAACUACAUCCACAUGCACUUAUUUGUGUCCUACAUGCUACGCGCUAUCAGCAUUUUUGUGAAAGAUGUGGUUCUCUACUCUGGAUCAGCAUUAGAGAACAUGGAAGGAGUCACAGUGGAGGACUUGAAGUCCAUUACUGAAGCUCCAUCAGCAAACAAAGCACAAUUUAUUAGCUGCAAAGUGGUUGUGACCUUGUUCAUGUACUUCCUGGCGACCAAUUACUACUGGAUCCUCGUGGAGGGCCUUUACCUCCACAGCCUCAUCUUCAUGACCUUUUUUUCGGACAAAAAGUAUCUCUGGGGAUUUACUCUGAUUGGAUGGGGCGUCCCAGCUGUGUUUGUGACCAUCUGGGCCACUGUUCGAGCCACGCUUGCCGAUACAGAGUGUUGGAACCUGAGUGCAGGAAAUCUGAAAUGGAUAUACCAAGUGCCUAUCUUGGUAGCCGUGGUGAUAAAUUUUUUAUUAUUUCUGAACAUCAUCAGAGUUUUGGCAACUAAACUACGAGAAACAAAUGCUGGACGAUGCGACACCAUGCAACAGUACAGAAAACUACUAAAGUCCACGUUGGUCCUGAUGCCACUCUUUGGGGUCCAUUACAUCAUAUUUAUUGCCAUGCCAUACACAGAGGUGUCUGGCAUCCUGUGGCUGAUACAGAUGCACUACGAGAUGCUUUUCAACUCCUUCCAGGGUUUCUUGGUUGCCAUUAUCUACUGUUUUUGUAACGGAGAGGUGAAAGCUGAGAUCAAAAAGUCCUGGAGCAGAAGGACGCUGGCCCUGGACUUCAAACGGAAAGCCCGAAGCGGCAGUAACACAUACAGCUAUGGACCUAUGGUUUCACACACGAGUGUUACUAACGUCACAGCCAGAGGACCGCUGGCCCUGCACCUCACCACGAGGCUGGGACCGGUGCCUGUGAACGGCCACAGGAACCUCCCUGGUUAUGUAAAGAACGGCUCCGUCUCAGAGAACUCCAUACCUUCCUCAGGACAGGAACUCCACAUUCCCGAGGAAGAGCAAACUAAUCACACAAGGCCCAGUGAGGAAGAAAAACCUCCGUCUGUAGUGGAGGAGGAGCGCGAGACGGUCAUGUGACCUCAAGGAAUUGGUGUACAGUAACAAAAGGUGGGACACUCAGGACAAUGUGAAGGAGAUGACUGCAUGCAUCAACACUGCCAGUUCUUUAUCUCUCCUGUGAAUCGAGCCAGAACAUUGACAACUGAUGAGGCUCAAAAGGGUGCAUCACUCUGCAAGCUUACCUGAAGGAUGAUGAGAUCGAAUCGCUGUGGCAGAUACGCUUUCAUCAACCACCUGUAAGGGAGAAUGUCUAAAAAGCUAAAGCAAACGUUCUUACUUUGUCUCCACAGCCAAGAGUCUCCGUGUCAAGUAUUUGUUUUCCUUUGUAUAUAAACAGGAAGUUGGCGGGGGAAUGGAGUUGCCAAAAUCAGCAUUAGUCAUGAUGAAGUCGGGCAAACUUGAAACAAACACAGGAUAUUUCAUCUACAAGAUUUAGAUCAUAAAUGCUUCCAUCUCCAAAUGUCGCGUUUCACCUGCGUUGAAUCAUGUCAAUGUUAAAGGUAAGUUACUCAGGUCAUUGAAGUCCUCUGUUGUUGCACCACCCAAGGACGCUGGUGGGUUAUAUGAGGUAACAAUAUAGCAUGCUAUUUGUACAAUUUCUGCUGUUUUCAACAGAUUCCUCCUAUUUAAGAUGGCUUUUGAAGGGUUGAAAUGAAUGUAUUAUUGUAAAAAUUACAUAAGUAUGACACACAUACAGGAGCGCAAAGUAAGCAUGACAAACGGAAAUUUUUUAUUAAGGCUUUUCAGUGUUGCUUAAAACAAAACUGGACAUUAAGAAAAUUAGAACAAGGUUGUUUUUUUUUUUUUUUAGUUUCAAUAUGAUUCAGGGUGAAAAUGUGGAGCACACAGAUUUAUAGUCCAGUAAAAUUCAAAUCAAUGGGAGAUCUCAUUUCCCUAGAAGGAUAUUUGUGGUGGACAUGAAGGAAAAACAGAUUUUUUUCAGGUUUUUCUUUUAAGGUACAAUCGUGCUGCUUUUGUUUGUUUCAUUUUAUUUUAUUAUUUUUUGUAUUCAAGUCACAAUGUUUACAGAAAUACGUUUUAUUGUGAGCUAACUGUAAAUGUGUAUGAAUAUAUUAUAAAGAUGUUGUAUUUUUGCUUUGCUAUGCCCGUUGGACAUAUUCUAUUAUGUAUAUAAUCCAAGCAAAACUUGUGAAUAAAUUUACAGAUGAAUGAGAA